Molecule: messenger RNA, 1644 nt
Organism: Alternaria conjuncta
Lineage: Eukaryota; Fungi; Ascomycota; Dothideomycetes; Pleosporales; Pleosporaceae
Exons: 6
Coding region: 1-1644 (547 amino acids)
Source: RefSeq, a predicted model, not a curated record
AUGCCACCAAACAAAGGACAAGACAACAAGAAGCCUGCUCAAACACCUCAGAGCAACACAUUGACGCCUACCGAAGUUUACGACGAGGGAGAGAACGACUUCAGCAUUAAUGUCUAUGCCAGUCUCAUGGAAGACGACAUCACCACAGGCAUAGAAGAAAAGCAUGUACCCAGUAUACUCAAGGGGUGUGCCAUUAGCGACAACGAUCUACUUGAUGACCUGAGCCCCACCGACAUCGAGGCGCUUGUCCAGCGGCUUCUCCCUGGCAUUUGCCAGCAAGAUGUCCAAGACUUUUUAGCCCAGAUUACUACACACAAUUCGCCGCCCUUUACUAUACCACGCCACGAGCGCGAACCUAAGAGCUGGCCCUCAACGUACGAAGAGUCGGACCUGUUGUGGGAAGAGGGAGCCAAGGCUGAGCGAGCAAUCAAGCUGCCUGUCGGGACCAAUAUGCCGAAGUGGUUGGACAUGGCAGAGGAUCAGCUAGUCAAGUACACGGGGAGCAUCCAAGACAGCCUGGUCGUAGUGUCAUCAUACCCAACAGCGAAAGAUGGCAGUACGGUGCACGCCUCCUACGGCACGACGAUGGACCUAUCUAAUCAGUGUAUGAAUAUGCUCUAUUCAAAGUUGGGGCUGCACCUGAAGUCCGUCCGACCGACCGGCGCCCUCCACGUCGACGUAUUCCCCCGUCGCAUCAACCGAGACAACAUCGACGGGCUAGGCAACGUUGUCGACGAGAUCCCCACCAACCUGAGAUUGUUCUGGCAAUCGCAGGCAAAGAUCGCCCUACUUGUCGGAGCAGCUGCAGUCACUAUCUAUCUGUCCUACCUAGACGCGAACCAUGUUCAGCACCAACAAAUAUGGUUGGCUGGUGGCAACAAUGAGUACCAAUCAAGCAAGACGCCACCGUGUUGGAUCGAGUACGACAAGGACAACAAUAUCAAGCGCAUCGCGUUCUCAGUCCCGCACCCGGAGUAUUUUAACCGCUACCACGGCACUGUAGUCACUCAUACGAUGAGAGCCAAUGCGCUUAAAGAGCGUUGGAUUGACUACGCGAUGGUGAAGGUCUGGGGCACGGCACAUCUGCAAGGCUUCCUCAGCUCAACAAAGUACCGCUUUCAGACCACAACGGGUAUUAUUCUGCGCAUGUCUGACUUCGAGAACUACGGCGCAGAUAGCACCACUCUUCGCACGAUUCUCAGUAUCCCCAACUUAAGCAACGCCACUCUUAACGUCCUCCUUACCGGCUACAAGAAGAUAAGCAAAGAGGAGGUUGAAGGGAUCAAGGCGAUGCGGAAGACCAUGGAGGUCGAACUCACGGAGAAGCCAUCAUACUGGGAUAGAGCCGAAGUCAUCGACCGAUACGGCAAUCAUGCGUUGACUUUCAGAUUGAUCGCAGAGCGGCGGGAGGGGCCGAGGCAAUCUACCAAGCCCAAACCGCAACCCCUUGCGUUAUCGCUAUAUGAGAUUGAAGGAAACCCCUUCCUCACACGAUAUAACACCACGGUCGCGGACCCUCUCGCGAAGGAAGAGACCAAGAAGCAGAAAGCGUGCGAGCGGAGGAGGAAGAGGAGAGCAGUUGAGAUGGAGGGCGAGGACAAAGAGAACGUCGAGGACGAGUGGUGCGAAGGUGAUAAUUCAUAG